GCUGAGGCAGAUGGUGUAGAUGUCGUGGAAGAUAUCACCAAGGGUCUUCUCACACUAAACUUGGAGACUAAAGUAGAUGGUCAGCAAGACGUAGAAACUACCGAGGGAAUGCUGGAGCAAAGUACGUCUGGGUCUGCCGAUUCUUCAAGUACAUCACCUUCUACACCAACAUCUACGACCAAGCGCGCUUCCCAGUCGGCAGAACUGAAGAGUCUCUUCAAAAAUUUGAAGAAAAUCCUACCAACGGAUGAAGGAGCAGAGCGCCAUGUAAUGCCGAGUUGGUUCUCAAGAAACGAAAAAGCAAGAAAGAGGGCACUCGAUUCUGUCGAUGCGGGUUUAACGCUAGUAAGAAUGCUGACCGAGCACGCGGAGCCAGAAAGGUUCUUAGGCGAUCUGUUUGCCACUUUGGAGAAUGACGAUCCCUUAUCUGCUCCUUUGAGUGCUGCACCGGCAGGAGUUCCAAGUUCGACUUCGACGAUUCCAACUACCAGCCGCGACAAUUAUCGAAGUGGACCCUCUUUUUUGCGCCGUGUUGUCGAUGCCUAUUACACUCAAGGUGAUGCUGCGUUUCUCGCAGAUGUCCUCACACCUCACUUGUAUAAUUGGGAAAAGAUGCUACAGAACUGGUACGAGGAAUAUACUGGAGGUAUCAAAACGCCCAAAGAGAAG
Molecule: messenger RNA, 669 nt
Organism: Amoebophrya sp. A25
Lineage: Eukaryota; Dinophyceae; Syndiniales; Amoebophryaceae
Source: the annotation of a GenBank genome assembly